Linderina pennispora is the source of this 1112-nucleotide messenger RNA. Its product is annotated as trypsin-like serine protease. Gene Ontology annotation, biological process: proteolysis. Bases 105 to 716 code for a protein of 203 amino acids. The record is from RefSeq and is a predicted model, not a curated record. The transcript has a single exon. Gene Ontology annotation, molecular function: serine-type endopeptidase activity. Lineage: Eukaryota; Fungi; Kickxellomycota; Kickxellomycetes; Kickxellales; Kickxellaceae.
GGCCAAGGACGGGGUGGAGGACCAAACAGCAAUGGUCUACACGCAAUAAUUCAGCCACUAAUACCUACUUUUUUUGGACGCCUAAUUUUUCACUACAAUCAGCCAUGAAGUUCCUUGUUGCCACUGUUUUUGGAAUCGGUCUAGCUACCAACUCCUUAGGGCUGCCACAGAGCAGCGCUAAUCAAGAUCCACACCAUCACCUCUCCAAGCGCAUCGUCGGUGGUGGUGUAGCACCGGCUGGCAAGUACAAGUUUGCCUCCAUUGUAAAGAGAUUUAUCAGCACUGGGACUGGUAUGUGUGGCAGCACCAUCAUUUCCAAGAACUUUGUUGUGACUGCUGGACACUGUAUUGUCGACGACAUCACCAAUCAGAUCAACACUCCUGAAAAUAUCUAUAUCGGAUACGGCAGCAGCGAGUACAAAAAGCAGACCCUGGUGCAGGCAACCAAACUGUUUUUGCAUCCGCAGUACGACAUUUCCAAGUUCGAGAAUGAUAUCGCUAUUAUUCAGGUUCCAGAUCUGCCAGUAGACGGCGUCAGCGCAUCCACGGUACCGCUGUACAAGGGGAGUCUCUAUCCAGGGAAUGGAAACUACAGCGAUUGGAUGGGGGUUGACCAACUACACAGACAUAACCAGCCAGUCGCCAGGGAAUCAAGGAGGCCGUUGUCAAAAUCGGAAACACAAAGUCGUGCAAGUCGCAUGUCAAGAAGUACCUGAACAGCACCUUUGACUCAAGCAAUGGGCCACGUAUCUGCCUUGAAGCUUCGCUGUCUCCAGGAAACGGACCGUGUAAAGGUGAUUCCGGCGGCGCUCUGCUCGUAAAUAUGCAUGGCAAACCAUACUUUGCUGGCGUGUACAGCAAUGGCGGAGCUGCAGAUGGUGGCUAUCACGUGCGGCCAACCAGGCGAGUUUGACUUUUAUAUGCACACCAAAAACUACGUAUCUUUCAUCCAUGAUGUUACUGGACUAUGGCUCUGAAAUAAUAGUUCUGCCAAGCGACUCUUCAGCUAUAUCAUACUCCAUCUAAUGUGAUAUUCACAAAUAUGUGUUCCAUUAUAAAGUCCAAAUGCGCGUUGUCCAUGUGGUGUACAGUGUUGGACAGAUAUGGCUGCA